GUCCUUACGCCGUUGCGUAGCAGCUGUGGGGACGCGGCCGAGCCGAAGCCGGUGUGGCCCCCCUCCCCUGAGCUGAGCCAGGGGCCAAUGGCCAGGGACAAAGCAAAUCCCUGUGAGCUGGACCAAGAGAAAUAUGAUGCUGAUGACAACGUGAAGAUCAUCUGCCUGGGGGACAGCGCUGUGGGCAAGUCCAAACUCAUGGAGAGAUUUCUCAUGGAUGGAUUUCAGCCCCAGCAGCUAUCCACAUACGCCCUGACCCUGUAUAAGCACACAGCCACUGUGGAUGGCAAGACCGUUCUUGUGGACUUUUGGGACACAGCAGGCCAGGAGCGGUUCCAGAGUAUGCACGCCUCCUACUACCACAAGGCCCACGCCUGCAUCAUGGUGUUCGAUGUCCAGAGGAAAGUCACCUAUAAGAACCUGGGCACUUGGUACACAGAGCUUCGGGAGUUCAGACCAGAGAUCCCGUGUGUCGUGGUGGCCAAUAAAAUUGAUGCUGACAUAAAGGUGACCCAAAAAAGCUUCAAUUUUGCCAGGAAGUUCUCCCUACCCCUGUACUUUGUCUCAGCUGCUGAUGGCACCAACGUGGUGAAGCUCUUCAACGAUGCGAUUCGAUUAGCUGUGUCCUACAAGCAGAAUUCCCAAGACUUCAUGGAUGAAGUUUUGCAGGAGCUUGAGAAUAUUGAUUUGGACCAGAAAGAGGAGGACCAGCUAGCCCAAGAGCAGUGUGGCAACACCAAGAGCCUGCCUCCCUCCUGA
Molecule: messenger RNA, 759 nt
Organism: Pipistrellus nathusii (Nathusius's pipistrelle)
Lineage: Eukaryota; Metazoa; Chordata; Mammalia; Chiroptera; Vespertilionidae
Source: the annotation of a GenBank genome assembly